Messenger RNA from Aspergillus costaricaensis CBS 115574, 4925 nucleotides. RefSeq names its product sulfite reductase (NADPH) subunit beta. Gene Ontology annotation, biological process: sulfate assimilation. The record is from RefSeq and is a predicted model, not a curated record. The transcript has 4 exons. Gene Ontology annotation, molecular function: FMN binding; heme binding; iron-sulfur cluster binding. Lineage: Eukaryota; Fungi; Ascomycota; Eurotiomycetes; Eurotiales; Aspergillaceae. Bases 206 to 4789 code for a protein of 1527 amino acids. Gene Ontology annotation, cellular component: sulfite reductase complex (NADPH).
CGGGCUGAGUGUGAAGCUAAAAUUUCCCCUGUCUUUACCUGGAGUCAUUCCACUUCUCCUCUUCUUUUUCCUCCUCUUUCUUCUACCCCAUUAUCCUCAUUUAUUGAUCUCGAAUUGAGUGGGGAGUCACCGUAUGCGGUGAUAUCCAAUUCUCUCUGCCAUCCCACUUCCUGCGCUUUACGCUGCGCAGCUAGCAAUUGUCAAUAUGGCAUCCGUUUCGACUGCGGGUGAAGCAGUGGCGAGAGUCGCUUACUUGGCCAGCGAUGUCGUUCUCUCCGUUCAGCCGUCAUUGCAGGCCGAUUCCUGGUUCUCCAAGACUCUCAAGACCCUGAAGGCCAGCAAUGCUCGUAGCAUUCUGCCCCGCGGUGUCACUGACGUUGUGGCUGUUCGCUAUAACGAAGACCCCCUCCUCUCCGCUUUCCACCCUCUGCAGACUGGAAACACUGUGUCUGUCGUGACCACCUCCUCCACCUUGCUCUCCUCUAUCCCUCACCUCUACCGCCUGGCGAACACCCCUGUCGUCAUCCAUGUCGCUCUGGAGCCCUACCCCUUCCCAGAUUACUCCGUGAUCAGCUCUAUCAGGCAAUGCGGGUUCACUUUCCUGCACUCUGAGACGCUCCAGGAGGCCCAGGAUAUCGCUAUCACCGCUCAUGCGUUGUCCCGCAAGUCCGGCAAGGGUGUCAUCCACUUCUUCGACCCUGCCAACUCCGCUCGCGAUGACGCCAUUGCUGAGGAAGACGUUGAGGUCCUUCGGUCUGUCCUCAACUUGGGCGGAAGCUCUGUGACACAUACCUCUGGUCUGGGUGCCCAGACGCUGUACACUGACUCCGGACGGGUCGCUACAGUGACUGAGGAUGUGGACACCGCCACCAGCCAGGUCGAGGGUUCUUCCACCCCUGCUCAGACCACUCAGACUCCUUCCAAUGUCAGUGUUGACACUUCGUCUGUCGGCUCUUCUCAGAGGGACAGCAGUGUCGAUAGCCGUGCGACUAGCUCCGCUGCCACCACCAUCGACGCCUCGGCCACUCGGCCCGUCAGUGCUACAGACAUUUUCGAAUGGACCUCUCAAAUAUGGAAUGUGUUGUCUGAGACCACCGGACGCAACUACCGCGCGAUUGAGUACACUGGUCCCUCCGAUGCCAAGUCGGCCAUCUUCGUCUUCGGCUCGACUGGCGUGUUUGUCGACGUUCUGGGCAAGGAGGAGGCUUCCAGUGAGCUUGGAAAUGUUGGCUUGAUCACUGCGCGGUUGUACCGCCCCUGGGUUGGAGGCCAGAUUGUUGAAUCUAUUCCUAGCUCGAUUGAGAAGAUCGCCGUGCUGGAGCAGGUCCGCAAGACUACGAAGUGGGGACCGGCGUUCAUGGAUCUUCUUUCCAGUCUCUCCCCGGCUGCUGGUCGGGCCGCUCCCAAAGUUGUGGGAUACAGACUGGGAUACGUUGAGCCCUCCACUGCCGUCCAGGCUCUUCGUGGCAUUGUGCAGAACCUGAGCUCCCCCUCCCCCAUUCAGAACCUUGAGAUCGGAACUUCCAAGGUCCCGUCCAUUGAGACUUCUCUCGAGCAGCCCCACGUUGAGAACGCCUACCUUAAGAUUCUCAACCAGCUCUUCGGUGAACGCCUGCACAUCGCCAACCAGCUGGGCUCGAAGCACGCCGGAAUCUCCUCCACCAUUGCUGCCAGCCCUGAGUACGGAUUUGGUGCGCUGACCGCCAGGCUGGAACACCGCCAGCGCUUUAUCCGCGAAGUCGAGGAGGCCUCCAAGUCCACCAGCUUCGCCACUGAUAUCCCCCGGACAUGGCUCUCCAACUGGGCCCUCAGUGUUGCAGAUGCCUCCAAGGCCAACAAGCUGGCACCCGAUGUCAUUGCCCGCCUCUCCAACGACGGUUCUCAGCUUGCCAGACAGCUCCUGCAGUCCAAGAAGCUCUUCUACGAUGAGUCCCUGUGGCUCAUCGGCUCUGACGCCUGGGCUUAUGAUCUCGGCAACUCCGGUGUUCAUCACGUCCUUGCCUCCGGAGCCAACGUCAACAUGCUCGUCAUUGAUUCGCAGCCCUACUCCGAACGCACCGCCGCGGACCCCACUCGCAGAAAGAAGGACAUUGGUCUUUAUGCCAUGAACUUUGGCAACGCCUAUGUUGCUUCCGUCGCCGUCUACGGCUCGUACACCCAGGUUCUUCAAGCUAUGGCCGAGGCCGAGCAGUUCAAGGGUCCCUCCGUUGUUGUUGCCUACCUCCCCUACAACCAGGAGAAUGACUCUGCCUUGACUGUACUCCAGGAGACCAAGAAGGCUAUUGACCUUGGUUACUGGCCGCUGUACCGCUGGAACCCCGGAAACGAUGAGAACGAUGAACCUAAGUUCUCUCUGGACUCGGACCGGAUCAGGCGCGAGCUUGAAGAGUUCCUUCGCAGGGACAACCAGCUUACCCAGCUCAUGAACCGUCACCCCAAGUACUCAGCUGUGCUUUCUGAGUCGUACGGAACUGAGGUCCGCUCUCUUCAGAAGCGCCAGGCUAAGGACUCUUAUGAGAAGCUCCUUGAGGGUCUCUUCGGUGCUCCUCUGACCAUUCUCUUCGCCUCCGACAACGGCAAUGCCGCGACUCUGGCGAAGCGCCUCGGCAACCGCGGUCGUGCCAGAGGCUUGAAGACCAUGGUCAUGGCCAUGGAUGACUAUCCCCUUGAUGACCUCGCCACUGAAGAAAACGUGGUCUUCAUCUCCAGUACUGCCGGUCAGGGUGAAUUCCCCCAGAAUGGCCGUGGCCUGUGGGAGUUUGUGAAGAACACCGGUGACUUGGAUCUGUCUUCCAUCAACUACUCCGUUUUCGGUCUUGGUGACAGCCACUACUGGCCGCGCAAGGAAGACAGAAUCUACUACAACAAGCCCGCUAAGGACCUUGAUGCUCGUAUUGCCUUCCUUGGUGGACGCAAGCUGACCGACAUUGGUCUCGGUGAUGACCAAGAUCCCGAUGCCUUCCAGACUGGCUACUCCGAGUGGGAGCCUCGCCUCUGGCAGGCUCUAGGUGUUGACAAGGUCGAGGGUCUGCCGGAGGAGCCUGCGCCGUUGACCAACGAGGAUAUCAAGAUCCAGUCCAACUACCUGCGUGGUACCAUCGCCGAGGGACUGCUGGAUGAAACUACUGGUGCUAUCUCCGCCAGUGACCAGCAGCUCACCAAGUUCCACGGUACUUACAUGCAGGAUGACCGUGAUGUCCGUGACGAGCGCAAGGCCCAGGGUCUUGAGCCUGCUUACAGCUUCAUGAUCCGUUGUCGACUGCCCGGUGGUGUGGCCACUCCCCUCCAGUGGCUACAGAUGGAUGCCAUCAGUAGCUCUCAUGGUAACGAGACCAUGAAGUUGACUACCAGACAGACCUUCCAGUUCCACGGUGUUAUCAAGCGCAAGCUCCGCGGCGCAAUGCGCGCUAUCAACAAGUCGCUGAUGACCACCAUUGCUGCUUGCGGUGAUGUCAACCGUAACGUCAUGUGCAGUUCCCUCCCUGAGCUUUCUUACUUCCACCGCGAGACGCACGCCGUCGCCCAGAAGAUCAGUGAUCACUUGCUUCCCGCGACUACUGCGUAUCAUGAGAUCUGGUUGAAGGAUGAGGACGACAAGAAGGUCCAGGUUGCGGGCGACGCUGUUGUUGACCAUGAGCCGCUUUACGGUCCCACUUACCUUCCCCGUAAAUUCAAGAUCACCAUUGCCAUCCCUCCCCACAACGAUACCGAUGUCUACGCACACGAUAUUGGUCUGAUCGCCAUCAAGGGCGCCGAUGGACACCUGGAAGGUUUCAACAUCACUGCCGGUGGUGGUAUGGGUGCUACUCACAACAACAAGAAGACCUACCCCCAGACGGGACGCAUGUUCGGUUACGUCCCUGCUGACCAGGCUCACAUUGUCUGUGAGAAGAUCAUGCUCGUCCAGCGUGACCACGGUGACCGCAAGAACCGCAAGCACGCUCGUCUAAAGUACACCAUCGACGACAUGGGCGUGGAUGCCUACAAGGAGAAGGUCGAGGCUCUUCUUCCCGAGGGCCUGCGCUUUGCCGAGCCCCGUCCCUUCAAGUUCGUUUCGAACGUUGAUACCUUCGGCUGGCUGAAGGACGAGAAGGGUCUCAACCACUUCACGUUCUUCAUCGAGAACGGACGUAUUGAGGACACCGCUGACUUCAAGAUGCGCACUGGUCUGCGUGAGCUUGCCAAGCUCGACAAGGGCGAGUUCCGUCUCACCGGUAACCAGCACUUGAUCCUGUCCAACAUUGAGGAUGCAGACCUUCCUGCCAUCAAGGAGCUGAUGGCUCAGUACAAGCUCGACAACACCUCCUUCAGCGGUUUGCGUCUCUCUUCGUCUGCUUGUGUUGCCUUCCCCACCUGUGGUCUUGCCAUGGCUGAGUCCGAGCGUUACCUCCCGGUCCUUAUCGGCAAGCUGGAGUCCACUCUUGAGGAGGUCGGUUUGGCCAGCGACAGCAUUGUCAUGCGUAUGACUGGUUGCCCCAACGGCUGUGCCAGACCCUGGCUUGCUGAAGUUGCUUUCGUUGGUAAGGCCUACGGUGCGUACAACAUGUACCUCGGUGGUGGCUACCACGGCCAGCGUCUGAACAAGCUCUACCGCUCUUCGAUCAAGGAGGAUGAGAUCCUCGAUAUCAUGAAGGGUCUUCUCAAGCGUUACUCCCAGGAGCGUAACACUGAUGGCGAGACUCCCGAGAGAUUCGGAGAUUGGUGUAUCCGUGCUGGUGUCAUCAAGGCGACCACCGACGGACAGAACUUCCACGAAGGAGUUGCUGAAGAUGACGAGGAUGAGGAGUAGACGAUGGAGAUAUCCCAAAAAUAAUGCCUCUGGAUAGUCGGCAUUCAUGUGAUACUGUUAUACAUCAAGAAGUUUUAUGAGUUUUACGACGAUACAGCUGUUCUGUACAUACUGUUGAUGACCAAAUUAUUGUCGC